CUUUUGCUGUUUAGUGACAUUGCCUGGAUCAUCUAUAGUUUGACUGUAUCCCAGGAAGAGGGGCGGACUGACCAUUUGAAAACUCGGUCAGUAGGGGGCCCCAUGAGAUGCCCCUGGUACCUUUUUUAUAGGCUUUUUUGAGGGCGGACUGACCAUUUGGAAACUCGAGCACUGCCCGAGGGCCCGGGGUCAGUAAGGGGCCCCAUGAGAUGCCACUGGUACCUUUUUCAUAGGCUUUUUUGAGUUUGGGCAAGGACACAGGGGCCCCAUGAUCCCCUAUUGCCCGGGGGCCCCAUGA
Staurois parvus is the source of this 298-nucleotide messenger RNA. NCBI's taxonomy places the organism in Eukaryota, Metazoa, Chordata, Amphibia, Anura, Ranidae. The record is from the annotation of a GenBank genome assembly.